Messenger RNA from Gracilinanus agilis (Agile Gracile Mouse Opossum), 339 nucleotides. RefSeq names its product all-trans-retinol dehydrogenase [NAD(+)] ADH7-like. Gene Ontology annotation, biological process: retinol metabolic process; retinoic acid metabolic process. Gene Ontology annotation, cellular component: cytosol. Bases 1 to 339 code for a protein of 112 amino acids. Gene Ontology annotation, molecular function: all-trans-retinol dehydrogenase (NAD+) activity; zinc ion binding. NCBI's taxonomy places the organism in Eukaryota, Metazoa, Chordata, Mammalia, Didelphimorphia, Didelphidae. The record is from RefSeq and is a predicted model, not a curated record. The transcript is spliced from 4 exons.
AUGGACCAGGGGACCCUCAAAAUUGAGGGAAUACCACAGAUUGAUGCUCUGGCUUCUUGCCAUUUGAGCUAUGGGACCAGUGUGGUAGUAGGAGCUCCUCCAUCAUCUAAAAUGCUCACCUAUGAUCCUAUGCUACUGUUCACUGGGCGCACCUGGAAAGGAUGUGUUUUUGGAGGUUGGAAAAGUAAAGAUGACGUCCCAAAACUAGUUUCUGACUUUUUGGCAAAGAAAUUUGAUUUGGACCAGUUAAUAACCCAUGUUUUGCAUUUCAAAGACAUCAACGAAGGAUUUGACUUGCUCUCCCAAGGAAAAAGCAUUCGAUCGGUCCUUCUGCUGUGA